This is a messenger RNA of Pelecanus crispus (Dalmatian pelican), 2037 nucleotides long. The record is from RefSeq and is a predicted model, not a curated record. NCBI's taxonomy places the organism in Eukaryota, Metazoa, Chordata, Aves, Pelecaniformes, Pelecanidae.
AAAGAGAAAAAAGAGAAGAAGUCUAAACGCCGUGACAAAUCUCGGAGGAGAAAGGCUCAGACGGAUGAAAGUGAGCAGUCGGAGGAUGACUUUGAUUCCCCGAAACUCAAGAAAUCACGGAGUGGAGUUAAACAGAACGGUGAUACGAGAGAAGAAAGCUCGGAGAACACGAGAUUAUCCUCCUUAAACAUUAAAUCCACCCACAAAAAACGGCACAGUAAUUCUAGUGAAACAUCAAGUGGUGACGGUGACAGUGAGCAAGAGCAGGAGAUGACUGAAGAACAGAAAGAGGGGGCUUUCUCCAAUUUUUCUAUUUCCAAAGGGACUGUUCAACUUCUUCAAGCUCGAGGAGUCACAUACCUGUUUCCUGUGCAAGUGAAGACCUUCGACCCAGUAUAUUCUGGCAAAGAUGUGAUUGCUCAGGCACGAACUGGAACAGGGAAAACAUUCUCUUUUGCUAUCCCCUUAAUUGAAAAGCUUCAGGCAGACUCACAGGAAAGAAGAAGAGGCCGUUCACCAAAGGUACUAGUUCUUUGUCCAACAAGAGAGCUGGCAAACCAGGUUGCCAAAGAUUUCAAGGACAUCACAAGAAAGCUAACAGUAGCUUGUUUUUAUGGAGGAACUCCAUAUAAUGGACAAAUUGAUCUCAUGAGAAGUGGCAUUGACAUUUUGGUUGGGACACCUGGUCGAAUCAAAGACCAUCUUCAGAAUGGCAAGCUGGACCUUUCCAAAGUGAAACAUGUUGUACUUGAUGAAGUUGACCAGAUGCUGGACAUGGGAUUUGCUGAGCAAGUGGAAGACAUUUUAAGAGUUGCAUACAAGAAGGAUUCUGAAGACAAUCCCCAGACGCUACUGUUUUCUGCAACUUGCCCACACUGGGUGUAUGAUGUGGCUAAGAAAUACAUGAAGUCUAGAUAUGAACAGAUUGACCUUAUUGGGAAAAGAACUCAAAAGGCUGCUACAACAGUAGAACAUUUGGCAAUAGAGUGUCACUGGUCUCAGAGAGCUGCGGUUAUUGGAGAUGUCAUUCAGGUCUACAGCGGCAGCCAUGGGAGGACCAUUGUCUUUUGUGAGACCAAAAAGGAGGCAAAUGAACUGGCUCUGAAUGCUUCAAUCAAACAGGAUUGCCAGUCGUUGCAUGGUGACAUUCCUCAGAAGCAAAGAGAGAUCACACUGAAAGGUUUUAGAAAUGGUACAUUUAAAGUUCUGGUUGCAACCAACGUAGCUGCCCGUGGUUUAGAUAUCCCUGAAGUUGACCUGGUUGUACAAAGUUCACCACCAAAGGAUGUGGAGUCCUAUAUCCAUCGUUCUGGGCGCACAGGUCGAGCUGGACGGACUGGGAUCUGUAUCUGUUUUUAUCAGCGAAAGGAAGAACAUCAGUUAAGAUAUGUGGAACAAAAAGCGGGCAUUACAUUUAAGCGUGUUGGUGUUCCUACUGCAACAGAUAUAAUAAAGGCUUCCAGCAAAGAUGCUAUCAGGUGUCUGGAUUCUGUUCCUCAAACUGCUAUUGAGUAUUUCAAAGAAUCUGCUCGGUUCCUAAUACAAGAAAAGGGACCAGUAAAUGCUCUGGCUGCAGCUCUAGCCCAUAUUUCAGGUGCUACUUCCAUUGAACAGCGCUAAAAAAAAACUCUGAUGCGCAAGAAUGUAGGAUUUGUUACAAUGAUACUACGCUGCUCUGAAGAAAUAAACAAUAUGAGCUAUGCUUGGCGAAGACUGCGAGAACUCUUGGGUGAUGAUGUUGACAGGAAGGUGAACAGAAUGUGCUUCCUCAAGGGAAAAAUGGGUGUGUGCUUUGAUAUUCCUGCAGCAGACCAAAAGGAAAUAGAGGCAAGAUGGGAAGAUUCAAAACAAUGGCGUUUGUGUGUGGCAACUGAAUUACCUGAGUUAGUAGAAUCACAGCGAGGAGGAGGAGGAGGUGGCGGAGGAAAUGGCCGAAGCUUCUCAAGCUCCAGGAAUGGGCGGCGUAGUAGCUCUGGCAGAAACAGAUUCAGAAGCAGAGGCCAGAAACGAAGUUUUGACAGAGCAUUUGAUCGUUAA